AUGUCAUCUCUGUGGGGUCGCAAAGAUCCAGGGAGUGAGGGACGCUCUAGCCAAGAUGGAGAACACCGUGCGCCAGAGAGAUCCCAAGAGCCCACUGAACGAACAAGACUUCUCCCGGAGAAUCAUCAGGCAUACUUGAGUCCUGAUGACCCAGCAGUAUCGCCGUACAAUCUAUGGAGUGUCCGCGCUCUGCGCGCCAUCUCACUUCUAGCAUUGGGGCUUAGUUUCGUCUGGUGGACGUUCCUGUUAGUAUCUAUCUUCGUCAGUCCACCGAUGAUGCACCCGAGAGGGUCGGGUUUCUUCGCGUUUUCAUACACGACUCUAGCGACUGGAUACCUAGUCCUGGGACUACUAUUCUUCGCGGUACCGUCCAAACCGAUGACCAUCUGGGGCAUCUUUAUCGCCGUGCUUCUUCUGGUGAAUAUGUGUCUUAUCCUAGGUGUGGCACGGAUCCGUCUUGAAGAAGGAUGGGUUGGAAUUGCCUCUGUUGUCUGGGUGGCUCUCAUCUCUAUGUGGCAGGUUCUUUUGAAUCGUGCCGUUGCUUGGGGGAAGAAGGAAGAAGAGGAGCGUUUGACUGGUCGGGAGGAGACUCGUCGCUCGCUUUUGGAGUGGAUGGCUGUCGUCGCUGAGACAGUAUUGCUUGCCAUUAUGGCUAUCGCUGUUGUCUUGUUCACAUCUACGCUUAUCAUUCGUGCGCGUGACGUUUCUCUCCCUCCUCCAGGUGAGCGAUACCUCGUUCAUGGAGACCUGUACCAAGUACAUCUCGCUUGUGUGGGAAACAAGACCAACGACGAGAACUCCCCAACGAUCCUCCUCGAAGGUGGAACUGGCCCAGUCGAACAUACACUGCAGCCGUUCAUGGACGAUCUAUACCUCCGUGGAUCCAUUGAUCGAUACUGCUACUGGGACAGACCAGGGUUUGGCUGGUCCGACAAUGCACCCUCUCCCCAUUCAGCAGGCAUGUCUGCAGAUGUGCUAGCAGAAGCACUAGCUCUCGCAGAUGAGACAGGUCCCUGGGUAGUCGUUUCAGCAGGGGUUGGAAGUCUCUAUUCCAGGCUCUUUGCCAGCCGCAACCUACUUGAAGUUCGCGGUAUCUUCAUGAUUGACCCGCUACAUGAAGAUUACUUGGGUGAUCUUGGGAAACCAGGCCGUGGUUUUGUGCUCUGGUUCCGUGGUAUCCUGUCUCCGCUUGGACUGGACCGACUUGGUGGGGCCUUGAUCCGGGGUCGCACUCGCCUGGAUCGUAUUGCUGGGCGCUCGGCGUAUCAGACUGGGAAGUUCAUCAAGGCAAAGCUGCAAGAGAAUCUCGUUGCGGUCACGAUGACUGCCGCUGAGGUGCAGUCUGCUCGUCAUGUCCAGAUGGGACAUGCUCCGGUCGUCGUUGUGAGUUCUGGCCAAGAGGUUCGCAAGGAUUCCCGCUGGUCAGAUCGACAGGAGGAUCUGUCGCACAUCACUAAUAAUCUUCAUUCGUGGGAUGUUGUCUCCGAUGCACCACACGAAGUAUGGAUGACUGGCGAAGGGAGGGUUAUGAUUGAGAAACGCUUGAAGGAGCUUAUUGAAGCAGGUCAGUCAUUUGAGUCAUGA
Penicillium antarcticum is the source of this 1584-nucleotide messenger RNA. RefSeq names its product DUF2417 domain-containing alpha/beta hydrolase. Bases 1 to 1584 code for a protein of 527 amino acids. The transcript is spliced from 2 exons. The record is from RefSeq and is a predicted model, not a curated record. Lineage: Eukaryota; Fungi; Ascomycota; Eurotiomycetes; Eurotiales; Aspergillaceae.